AUGAAAAACGGUAUAUUGCUUAAAAAUUAGUUAUCAUUUUCAGGAAUAAAAAAACUAUUACUUCAUUUAGAUGAAUUGUAAGAAUAGUAUUUAGCUACAAUGGAUCAGACUCAAAUAUAAUUAUAUGAUAUAAACAGUUAUUCGGAUAGUAAACUUAAUCUGGUUUCGAUUUACUCAUCAAACAAACCUUUUGAAUUAUUAGAAACAUUGUAAAAUUAUUUAAUUGAAAUCAAAAAUGUUAAGAACUCUAAGUAUGUUAAAUUGAAUUGGAAAUUAAAACAACUAAUGUUUAGCUUAAAUAAAGCAAAAGCUAUAUAAUAACAAUUCUAAUAAUACUUAGAAGUAAUUUCUAAUAUAGUUCAAAAGCUUAAAUACAAGAAGGAAUGCUAAAUUUUAAUAGCUUCUUUUUCUUUGAUAUUAAAAAAACGAUAAAAAUUUCAGCUUAAACUAUUAUAAAAAAAUAAUCAACUUUCUGAAAAUUUAAAUAAUCUUUCUGAACUUGUAAUAAAAUAAGAGAAUAAUAAAGACAAUAUAAAAUAGUAUUUAGAAAUAAAAACUUUGCAAAAAAUAUUAGAUAAAAAAGUGGUUAUUAAAAUUUCAAAAAAGAAUUCCGCUGUAGAACCUUAAUCUUCAACUGAUAAAGUGAAAGAGGAAUAUCAUAAUUCGGGUAUUUGUUCAGAUAAUCAAAAACAUCUAUAAUUAUAUUAUGAUUAACCAUAAAUGUACUACUCAUUUUUCGACUUUUAAAUGUAUCAGUAAUAUUGCUACAUCAAUUAACUAAAAUAAACAGAAUGUAAUAUUUUGAAUACCUAAUUACUUUAUCAAUAACAUCCUUACAUUUAUCACUUCUAUCCUUAAUUUUAAUGA
Messenger RNA from Paramecium sonneborni, 867 nucleotides. The record is from the annotation of a GenBank genome assembly. NCBI's taxonomy places the organism in Eukaryota, Ciliophora, Oligohymenophorea, Peniculida, Parameciidae.